Messenger RNA from Branchiostoma belcheri (Belcher's lancelet), 15295 nucleotides. RefSeq names its product cytoplasmic dynein 1 heavy chain 1-like. The record is from RefSeq and is a predicted model, not a curated record. Gene Ontology annotation, molecular function: ATP binding; dynein intermediate chain binding; ATP hydrolysis activity. Lineage: Eukaryota; Metazoa; Chordata; Leptocardii; Amphioxiformes; Branchiostomatidae. Gene Ontology annotation, cellular component: dynein complex. Gene Ontology annotation, biological process: microtubule-based movement.
AGGAUGCUGGAUAGGAAGUGUGUGAACCAGACGGGACGUCAUCCGUUCUGAGUUAGUAGGGCCCAGAACUGGGCCGGUUUGAGAAGGCGGUUUGUCGUUCUACACAAGUUUCCUAGCAUUUUGCGUUUGUCACCCGUUCCCAUCUUGAUUAGAGGCUAAAGGAGGCAAGCUCAGUGAAUUUUCCCGGGGUUUGUGUGCACCUGGACCGCGUAGCGCACCGGUUUGUAAUACCGGUGGGCGUGCUACCCCGCUAAACAUGGCGGACACAGAGAGCGAAGGGGACCGUGGCCAGAGCAGCGCCGUGGCGGCAGACCCUUCCCUGCUGGUCUCCCACCUCAGGAAAGUCGUGCCGCUGCUGCUGGAGGACAGUGACGCGGGCUCGGCGGCGCUAAACGCGGCCCUCGCGGACAAGGCCAGCGUCGACUGUCUGAAGAAGUUCGUCAGCGACGCCCAGGUUCACACCUUGCUGGUGCAGAGGGCUGUGGCCAAAGAUGAUGGGGACGUGUCUGACAGCAGCCCUGACUCUGACCAGGAGUUCAUCAGUUACAUCAUCACCACUCAUGGGCACUUCAAGAGCCAGAAGGUCACCAGUGUUGCGUUCAUCAAGCGAGGGCCUGUUAUCGAGGCGGAUAAGACCAUUGCCUCGCAGGUGCGCGUGAUGACGCUCAGCGACGGCUCGCCGUACGAAACGCUUCACGCCAUCGUCAGUAACUCCGUGGCUCCGUACUUCAAAUCCUACGUCCGCGAGUCGGGCAAGGCAGACAGGGAUGGAGACAAGAUGGCGCCGUCUGUUGAGAAGAAGAUAGCUGAGCUGGAGAUGGGGCUGCUGCACCUGCAGCAGAACAUCGACAUUCCGGAGAUCACCCUCACCAUCCACCCCACCGUGGCCGGGAUCGUCAAGAAGGUGCACGAGGAGGAGGGGCGCAAAGCCAACGUGUCCGACUUUGGGAACCGCGUGGAGGACUCCACUUUCCUCAACGCCCUGCAGCACGGCGUCAACCGCUGGAUCAGGGAGAUACAGAAGGUGACCAAACUUGACCGUGACCCUGCGUCGGGUACGGCCCUGCAGGAGAUCAGUUUCUGGCUGAACCUGGACCGAGGCCUGCUCUCCAUCCAGGAGAAACGGGAGAGUCCGGAGAUUCACCUCACGCUGGACAUCCUCAAACACGGAAAACGCUUCCACGCAACCGUCAGCUUCGACACUGAUACAGGUCUCCAGCAGGCGAUAGACACCGUGAAGGACUACAACAACCUGAUGCGGGACUUUCCCCUGAACGACCUGCUGGCAGCCACCGAGCUGGACCGGAUCAGACUGGCGCUCACCGCCAUCUUCAGCCACCUCCGCAAGAUCCGCAACACCAAGUACCCCAUCCAGCGGGCGCUGCGGCUGGUGGAGGCCAUCUCACGGGACCUCAGCACUCAGCUGCUCAAGGUCCUAGGCACCCGUCGCCUGAUGCACAUCACGCACGACGAGUUUGAGAAGGUGAUGGGGGCGUGCUUCGACGUGUUCGGCUCCUGGGACGACGAGUACGAGAAGCUGCAGGGGCUCCUGCGAGACCUCGUCAAGAAGAAGCGAGACGAGAGCCUCAAGAUGGUCUGGAGAAUCAACCCGGCACACAAGAGGCUGCAGAUGAGGCUGGACCAGAUGAGGAGGUUCCGUCGGCAGCACGAGCAGCUGCGAGGCGUGAUUCUGCGCGUCCUGAGGCCUGCGGUCCAGGCUACAACUCCGACCAGCCCCGAGGGAGAGGCCUCCAGUCCGGUCAAGACUACGGAGUUCCUGCUGGAUGCAGCAGACGCCAACGCCAUCGAGGAGGUGAACCUGGCGUAUGAGAAUGUGAAGGAGGUGGACGGACUGGACGUGUCGAAGGAAGGGACGGAGGCCUGGGAGGCCGCCAUUAAAAGGUAUGACGAGCGGAUUGACCGCGUGGAGACCCGGAUCACGGCCCGUCUGCGAGACCAGCUGGGCACCGCCAAGAACGCCAACGAGAUGUUCCGCAUCUUCUCGCGUUUCAACGCCCUGUUCGUGCGGCCGCACAUCCGCGGAGCGAUCCGCGAGUACCAGACACAGCUCAUCCAGCGCGUCAAGGACGACAUCGAGUCGCUACACGACAAGUUCAAGGUGCGGAACCUGAAGUGGCUGGGGUUCCGAGUCCCGCUGGCGAUUGUCAACAAGGCUCACCAGGCUAACCAGCUGUACCCCUUCGCCAUCUCACUCAUCGAGAGUGUUCGCACCUACGAACGGACCUGCGAAAAGGUUGAUGAGAGACCCCAGAUCACCCUGCUGGUGGCAGGACUGAGGAAGGAUGUGCAGGCUUUACUGGCAGAGGUUGAGAAGAAGCUGGCAACGCGGCUCCAGGCGGGACUGAAAGCGUGGAGGGUUUUGGGUAGGGUCGAGAAGAAGCUGGCCACGCGGCUCCAGGCGGGACUGAAGGCUUGGACGGAGGUGCUGCUGAAGGAGGGAGAUGACGACCAGGCGAACCAAGACAUGGACAACGACGUCGCUCCGGCUCACAAACCCGGAGGAGACCCCAAACUGCAGACCCUGCGUUACGAGCUGCGUCUGAUGAACCAGGUGAUCUACCUGGAGCCGCCGCUGGAGAACGUCCGCAUGCGGCUGUUUCAGCAGCUGCACGACUGGGAGCAGGUCAUCACCACACUGCCCAGGAUACAGAGUUCUCGUUACCAGGUUGGACUGGAACGCGGGGAGUCUGAGAGAGAGACGACCUACCGUAACCUGCUGACCAAACUGCCUGACGGUCAACAUGCCAUGGACGUGGCUUUCCAGGCCAUCGAAGAUGUCGUCGUCAAGACCAAUGCCUAUGUAGCUGUCCAGCAGCGUCAGUUGGGAGUGUCUGGCCGGAUCUUCCAGAUCACCAGUGAAAGGGCCAAGGGCGGGAGGAACGUCUUAAGGCUUCGGGUCAACUUCUCCAAGGAGAUCAUCACUCUCUCCAAGGAGGUGCGGAACCUGAAGUGGCUUGGGUUCCGAGUCCCGCUGGCGAUCGUCAACAAGGCUCACCAGGCCAACCAGCUGUACCCCUUCGCCAUCUCACUCAUCGAGAGUGUUCGCACCUACGAACGGACCUGCGAAAAGGUUGAUGAGAGACCCCAGAUCACCCUGCUGGUGGCAGGACUGAGGAAGGAUGUGCAGGCUUUACUGGCAGAGGGCAUGAACCUGGUGUGGGAGUCCUACAAGCUGGACCCGUACGUCCAGCGCCUGGCUGAAGCCGUGUUCCAGUUCCAAGAAAAGGUGGACGACCUGCUGCUGAUUGAGGAGAAGAUCGACACCGAGGUCAGGUCCCUCGAGACCUGCAACUACAAGGAGGAGACCUUUAAAGAGGUCCUGGACCACGUGCAGAAGUCUGUGGACGACCUCAACCUGCACGCCUACUCCAACCUGCCCCAGUGGGUCGCCAAGCUAGACCACGAGGUCGAGAAGAAGCUAGCCACUCGGCUCCAGGCGGGACUGAAGGCGUGGACGGAGGUGCUGCUGAAAGAGGGAGAUGACGACCAGGCGAACCAAGACAUGGACAACGACGUCGCUCCGGCUCACAAACCCGGAGGAGACCCCAAACUGCAGACCCUGCGUUACGAGCUGCGGCUGAUGAACCAGGUGAUCUACCUGGAGCCGCCGCUGGAGAACGUCCGCAUGCGGCUGUUUCAGCAGCUGCACGACUGGGAGCAGGUCAUCACCACACUGCCCAGGAUACAGAGUUCUCGUUAUCAGGUUGGGCUGGAACGCGGGGAGUCUGAGAGAGAGACGACCUACCGUAACCUGCUGACCAAACUGCCUGACGGUCAACAUGCCAUGGACGUGGCUUUCCAGGCCAUCGAAGAUGUCGUCGUCAAGACCAAUGCCUAUGUAGCUUCCUGGCUCCAGUACCAGGCCCUGUGGGACCUGACUCCUGACCAGGUCUACAACCGUAUCGGGGAGGGCAUCCAGCGUUGGGUCAAUGUCAUCGUUGAAGUCAAGCAGUCUCGGGCAACCUUUGACACUGCGGAGGUGCGGAAGGAAUUCGGGCCGAUUGUGAUCGAGUUUGGCAAGGUCCAGUCGAAAGUGAACCUGAAGUACGACUCGUGGCACAAGGAGAUUCUGGGCAAGUUUGGCAGCAUGCUGGGAGAGUCCAUGGUGGAGUUCUACGACACCGUCUCCAAGAGCCGUACUGAGCUGGAGCAGCACUCGGUGGAGACUGCCAGCACCUCCGAUGCCGUCAGCUUCAUCACGUAUGUCCAGUCACUCAAGCGCAAGGUCCGCAGCUGGGAGAAGCAAGUCGACGUGUACCAGAAUGGUCAGAGAAUCCUGGAGAAGCAGCGUUUCCAGUUCCCGUCCUCCUGGCUGUACGUGGAUAACAUCCUGGGCGAGUGGGGAGCCUUCACUGAGAUCAUGAAGAGGAAGGACUCGGCCAUCCAGACACAGAUUGCCAGCCUGCAGAUGAAGAUUGUGGAGGAAGAUCACAGCGUGGAAACUCGCAGCACAGAGCUUCUCUCAGACUGGGAGAAGAACAAACCUGUGGAAGGUGGGCAGCGUCCGGACAAGGCGCUCAACGCUCUGGCCAUUUUCGAGGGGAAGUUCAGCCGGCUGAAGGAGGACAGAGACAACCUGGCUCGAGCCAAGGAGGCUCUGGAGCUGCAGGAUCCAGGCAUGUUGUCUGCGUCAGAAGAACGUGUGACGGUGGCUCUGGAGGAGCUGCAGGACCUGAAGGGAGUCUGGUCGGAGCUGUCAAAGGUUUGGGAGCAGAUUGACCAGCUCAAGGAGACAACUUGGCUCUCCGUGCAGCCCAGGAAGCUGCGACAGUCGCUGGACAACCUGCAGACGCAGCUGAAGAACAUGCCGUCUCGCCUGCGCCAGUACAGCAGCUACGACUACGUCUCACGUGUCGUCAAGAGCUACCAGAAGAUCAACAUGCUCGUUGUUGAGCUGAAGUCGGACGCGCUGAAGGAGCGCCACUGGAAGCAGCUGAUGAAGCGGCUGCGGGUGAAGUGGGUUCUGUCGGAGCUGACCCUGGGACACAUCUGGGACGUCGACCUGCAGAAGAACGAGGGGAUCGUGAAGGACGUGAUCCUCGUGGCGCAGGGCGAAAUGGCCCUGGAGGAGUUCCUCAAGCAGGUGCGUGAGGCUUGGCAGACGUAUGAGUUGGACCUGGUAAACUACCAGAACAAGUGCCGGCUGAUCAGAGGCUGGGACGACCUCUUCAACAAGGUCAAGGAGCACAUCAACAGCGUGGCCGCCAUGAAGCUCUCGCCCUACUACAAGGUGUUUGAGGAGGAUGCGCUGUCCUGGGAAGACAAGCUGAACCGCAUCAACGCGCUGUUCGACGUGUGGAUCGACGUGCAGCGACGCUGGGUCUACCUGGAGGGCAUCUUCGCCGGCAGCGCUGACAUCAAGCACCUGCUGCCCGUGGAGACACAGCGCUUCCAGAGCAUCAGUACUGAGUUCCUGGGCCUGAUGAAGAAGGUGGCCAAGGCCCCCCUGGUGCUGGACAUCCUGAACAUCCCCGGCGUACAGCGUCUGCUGGAGAGGUUAGCCGACCUGCUGGGCAAGAUCCAGAAGGCCCUGGGGGAGUACCUGGAGCGGGAGAGGUCCUCCUUCCCACGAUUCUACUUUGUUGGAGACGAAGACUUGUUGGAGAUCAUCGGGAACAGCAAGAACGUCGCUCGGCUCCAGAAACACUUCAAGAAGAUGUUUGCAGGCGUGAACUCCAUCGUGCUGAAUGAGGACGCAACUCUGGUCAAGGGGCUGUCUUCCAAGGAAGGCGAGGAAGUGAUCUUCAGUUCUCCGGUGUCAAUCAAAGAGAACCCAAAGAUAAACGAGUGGCUGACGCUGGUGGAGCAGGAGAUGAGAGUCACGCUGGCCCGGCUGCUGUCCCAGUCCGUCACCGAGCUCAAGUCCCUGGGGGAGGGCGCCGUGGACCCCGCCAAGUACAUGCAGUGGGUCGACAAGUACCAGGCCCAGCUGGUGGUGCUGUCAGCCCAGGUCUCCUGGUCGGAGGGUGUGGAGAAAGCUCUGACCUCCAUCAACGGCGGCACAGACCUCAAGCCCAUGAAGGUCAUGCUGGACUCCGUGGAGGCGACCUUGAACGUGCUGGCCGACUCCGUCCUUCAGGAACAGCCGCCGGUGAGACGGAAGAAACUGGAACAUCUGAUCACAGAGUUGGUCCAUCAGCGUGACGUGACCCGCUCUCUGGUGAAGGACAAGGUGAACUCGCCGCUCAGCUUCAACUGGCUGUGCCAGAUGCGCUUCUACUACAACCCCCGCAACACGGACGUGCUUCAGCAACUCUCCAUACACAUGGCCAACGCCAAGUUCAACUACGGCUUCGAGUACCUGGGCGUGCAGGACAAGCUGGUGCAGACCCCGCUCACAGACAGGCUGUACCUCACCAUGACUCAGGCUCUGGAGGGGAGGCUCGGAGGCUCGCCCUUCGGUCCGGCAGGAACAGGGAAGACGGAGUCUGUGAAGGCCCUGGGUCACCAGCUCGGCCGCUUCGUGCUGGUCUUCAACUGUGACGAGACCUUCGACUUCCAGGCCAUGGGCCGCAUCUUCGUGGGGCUGUGUCAGGUGGGGGCCUGGGGCUGUUUUGACGAGUUUAACCGCCUGGAGGAGAGGAUGUUGUCAGCCGUCUCUCAACAGAUCCAGUCCAUCCAGUUAACGCUGAAGGAAUCCACACAAGACUCGCAGAUCUCCGUGGAGCUGAUCGGUAAGCAGGUGAAGGUGAACCCUGACAUGGCGAUCUUCAUCACGAUGAACCCGGGCUACGCCGGGCGCUCCAACCUGCCCGAUAACCUGAAGAAGCUGUUCCGCAGCCUCGCCAUGACCAAACCCGACCGGCAGCUCAUCGCCCAGGUCAUGCUGUACUCGCAGGGCUUCCGCACUGCAGAGAAACUCGCCAACAAGAUCGUCCCCUUCUUCAAGCUGUGUGAUGAGCAGCUGUCAAACCAGUCUCACUACGACUUCGGUCUGCGCGCGCUGAAGAGCGUGCUGGUUUCCGCCGGCAACGUGAAGCGCGACCGCAUCCAGCACAUCAAGGAGCUGAAGAAGGAACAGGGAGAGGCUGUGGACGAGGGGGCCAUCGCUGAGAACCUGCCGGAACAGGAGAUUCUGAUCCAGAGUGUGAUGGAGACGAUGGUGCCGAAGCUGGUAGCUGAGGACAUCCCCCUGCUGCACUCCCUGCUGUCGGACGUGUUCCCAGGCAUCCAGUACACGCGGGCGGAGAUGAAGGCCCUCCGCACCGAGCUGACCAAGGUCUGCCAGGAGAUGCACCUGGUGUACGGGGAGGGCGAGGAGAUGGGCACCAUGUGGGUGGAGAAGGUUCUGCAGGUGUACCAGAUCUCACAGCUGCACCACGGGCUGAUGAUGGUCGGCCCGAGCGGCAGCGGGAAGAGCGCUGCCUGGAAGUGUCUGCUGAAGGCUCUGGAGAGACUCGAGGGAGUGGAGGGGGUCGCACAUGUCAUUGACCCGAAGGCUAUCAGUAAAGACCAGCUGUACGGCACACUGGACCCCAACACCAGGGAGUGGACAGACGGUCUGUUCACGCACAUCCUCCGCAAGAUUGUUGACAACAUCCGUGGAGAGCUGCAGAAGCGACAGUGGAUCGUGUUUGAUGGGGAUGUGGACCCGGAGUGGGUGGAGAACCUGAACAGUGUGCUCGACGACAACAAACUGCUGACUCUGCCCAACGGAGAGCGACUCAGCAUCCCCCUAAUGUAAGUGCGGAUCAUGUUUGAGGUGCAGGACCUGAAGUACGCCACGCUGGCCACCGUGAGCCGCUGCGGCAUGGUGUGGUUCAGCGAGGACGUCCUCUCCACCGAGAUGGUGUUCGACAACUUCCUGUCUCGCCUGCGCAACAUCCCCGUGGAGGAGGGGGAGGAGGAGAGGACCUACGGACAGGGACAGGAGGCCGACAAGGAGGAGGUCUCACCUGUCCUGCAGCUCCAGCGCGACGUUGCCAACCUGCUGACUCAGUUCUUCACCUCGGACGGCCUCGUCAUUCGCUGCCUGGAGUUCGCCGCACAGCAGGAGCAUAUUAUGGACUACACGCGCUUCCGGGCGCUGGGAUCGCUCUUCUCCAUGCUGAACGAAGCUGUCCGCAGCGUCCUGGCGUACAACCAUUCUCACCCGGACUUCCCGCUAACCUUUGACCAGCUGGAGAAGUACAUCCCGAAGAUGCUGGUGCACUCCCUGCUGUGGUCUCUGGUGGGAGAUGCAAAGAUGAGGGUUCGGGAGGAGAUGGGCACGUUUAUCCGCGGAGUGACGACCAUCCCGCUGCCGCCCAACCCAAGCAUACCCAUCAUCGACUUCGAGGUGAGCAUCACAGGUGACUGGCUGCCAUGGAACGCGAAGGUUCCGCAGGUGGAGGUGGAGACCCACAAGGUGGCCGCGCCUGACGUGGUGGUACCCACACUGGACACGGUUCGGCACGAGGCGCUGCUGUACACCUGGCUGGCGGAGCACAAGCCGCUCGUCCUCUGCGGACCGCCGGGCAGCGGCAAGACCAUGACUCUCUUCAGCGCCCUGCGCGCCCUGCCCGACAUGGAGGUUGUUGGUCUGAACUUCUCGAGCGCGACGACUCCGGAGCUGAUGCUGAAGACGUUUGACCACUACUGCGAGUACCGGAGGACCCCCCACGGACUGGUGCUGUCUCCCAUCCAGCUGGGCAAGUGGCUCGUCGUCUUCUGCGAUGAAAUCAAUCUCCCGGACAUGGACAAGUACGGCACGCAGCGAGUCAUCUCGUUCCUGAGGCAGAUGGUGGAACACGGCGGCUUCUUCCGCUCCUCCGACCAGCAGUGGGUCAAGUUCGAGAGGAUCCAGUUCGUGGGAGCGUGCAACCCCCCGACAGAUCCGGGCCGCAAACCUCUGUCUCACAGGUUCCUGCGGCAUGUGCCUGUGGUGUAUGUGGACUACCCUGCGGCUCCGUCCCUCAUGCAGAUCUACGGCACCUUCAACCGUGCCAUGCUGCGCCUGAUCCCCACCCUACGGACCUACGCAGAGCCUCUCACUAUGGCAAUGGUCGAGUUCUUCACUAUGUCACAGGAGAGGUUUACCCAGGACACCCAGCCACACUACAUCUACAGCCCACGUGAAAUGACCCGCUGGGUGCGCGGGAUCCUGGAGGCCCUGCGGCCGCUCGAGUCGCUUCCUGUGGAGGGUCUGGUGCGCAUCUGGGCACACGAGGGGCUCAGGCUCUUCCAGGACAGGUUGGUGGAAGAAGAGGAGCGUCAGUGGACGGAUGAGAACAUCAACACGGUGGCGCUGAAGCACUUCCCCAACAUCGACCAGCAGAAGGCGCUCGGCCGACCCAUCCUCUACAGCAAGUGGCUGUCUAAAGACUACGUUCCUGUAGACAGGGAGGAGCUGAGAGAGUACACCAAGGCCAGACUCAAGGUGUUCUACGAAGAGGAGCUUGACGUUCCUCUGGUGCUGUUUAACGAGGUGUUGGACAACGUUCUGCGGAUCGACCGGAUCUUCCAGCAGCCCCAGGGCCACCUUCUGCUCAUCGGCAUGAGCGGAGCCGGCAAGACCACGCUGUCGCGCUUCGUGGCCUGGAUGAACGGACUUACGGUCUACCAGAUCAAGGUCCACAGGAAGUACACAGCCGCAGACUUUGAUGAGGACCUGCGGAACGUGCUGCGGCGGUCGGGCUGUAAGGACGAGAAAAUCGCCUUCAUCAUGGACGAGUCCAACGUGCUCGACUCCGGAUUCCUGGAGAGGAUCAACACUCUGCUCGCCAACGGAGAGGUGCCGGGACUGUUUGAGGGAGAUGAGUACACCACUCUGAUGACCCAGUGUAAGGUGAACCCCAGCUCCCAGGGCCUGAAGGACCGGGCCGCAACAUCGCCUGCACUCUUCAACAGAUGUGUGCUGAACUGGUUUGGAGACUGGUCGGAGGGAGCGCUGUACCACGUCGGUCUGGAGUUCACCAGUAAGCUGGACCUGGAGCGGCCGGACUGGAAGGUGCCGGACUACAUCCCACAGGCGUUCGAGGGCCUGCCGGAGAUGCCGACGCAUCGUGACAUCAUCGCCAACGCGUUUGUGUACGUGCACCAGACCCUGCACCAGGCCAACCAGAGGCUCAGCAAGCGUGGCGCCCGCAUCAUGGCCAUCACCCCGCGCCACUACCUCGACUUCAUCAACCACUAUGUAAAACUGUACAACGAGAAACGUUCAGACCUGGAGGAGCAGCAGCUCCACCUGAACGUGGGGUGGUCUAAGAUCCGGGAAACCGUGGAGCAGGUGGAGGAGAUGAGGAAGAGUCUGUCAGUGAAGAAACAGGAGCUGGAGGCGAAGAACACUGCCAACGCCAAGCUGAAGGAGAUGGUGAAGGACCAGCAGGAGGCUGAGAGGAAGAAGGUGAUGUCCAUGGAGAUCCAGGAGAAGCUGAAGGCACAGCUAGAACAGAUCAAGGUCAAACGUGCGUACGUGAUGGAGGACCUUGCCAAGGUCGAGCCUGCUGUCAUCGAGGCCCAGCAAGCUGUCAAGGGCAUCAAGAAACAGCAUCUGGUGGAGGUGCGUUCCAUGGUGAACCCGCCUGCUGCGGUGAAGAUGGCCCUGGAGUCCAUCUGCCUCCUGAUGGGGGAGCCCACCUCGGACUGGAAGGCCAUCCGUGGCAUCGUCAUCAGGGACAACUUCAUCAGUACCAUCGUCAACUUCCAGACUGACGACAUCACAGACAACAUCCGUGAGACCAUGGUGAGCAAGUACCUGUCUGAGCCCAAGUUCAACUUCGAGACGGUCGACAGGGCCAGCAAGGCCUGCGGGCCCAUGGUCAAGUGGGCGAUCGCACAGGUGAACUACGCAGACAUGCUGCAGCGCGUGGACCCUCUGCGGCAGGAGCUGCGUUCGCUGGAGGAAGAAGCCGACAGGAACAAGAUGGAGGGAGAGGAGAUGAACCGCCUGGUGCAGGAGCUGGAGAAGAGCAUCGCCAGGUACAAGGAGGAGUACGCCGUGCUGAUCAGCCAGGCGGAGGCCAUCAAGGCCAGUCUGCUCGCUGUGGAGGAGAAGGUGACGAGAGCCACAGACCUGCUCCGGAGCCUGGGCAUGGAGCGGGAGCGCUGGGAGGCCGGCAGCGUGUCCUUUAAGAACCAGAUGGCGACGAUCGUGGGCGACUGCCUGCUGUCCGCCGCCUUCCUGGCGUACGCCGGCUACUUCGACCAGCACAUGCGCCAGAGCCUCUUCAACUCCUGGUCACACCACCUCCAGCAGGCCAACGUGAAGUUCCGUCCGGACAUCGCGCGGGUGGAGUACCUCUCCAAUGCGGACGAGCGGCUGCGCUGGCAGGCCAACGCCCUUCCGGCCGAUGACCUCUGCACGGAGAACGCCAUCAUGCUGAAGCGCUUCAACCGCUACCCGCUCAUCAUCGACCCGUCCGGACAGGCCACGGCGUUCGUGCUGAACGAGUACCGUGAGAGGACCAUCACCAAGACCAGCUUCCUGGACGAUGCCUUCAGGAAGAACCUGGAGUCGGCGCUGCGCUUCGGCAACCCGCUGCUCGUGCAGGACGUGGAGAGCUACGACCCCAUCCUCAACCCCGUACUCAACCGCGAGGUGCGUCGGACGGGCGGGCGUGUCCUCAUCACCCUGGGCGACCAGGACAUUGACCUGUCGCCCUCCUUCACCAUCUUCCUGUCCACGCGCGACCCGACCGUCGAGUUCCCGCCAGACAUCUGCUCACGCGUCACCUUCGUCAACUUCACCGUCACACGCAGCAGCCUGCAGAGCCAGUGCCUCAACGAGGUGCUCAAGGCGGAACGGCCAGACGUGGACGAGAAGAGGUCCGACCUGCUGAAACUGCAAGGUGAGUUCCACCUGCGUCUGCGGCAGCUGGAGAAGUCCCUGCUGCAGGCGCUGAACGACGUGAAGGGGAAGAUCCUGGACGACGACCGCAUCAUCACGCACCUGGAGACGCUGAAGAAGGAGGCUGCGGAGAUCACCAGGAAGGUGGAGGAGACGGACGCUGUGAUGGCCGAGGUGGAGCGGGUCUCUCAGCAGUACCAUCCACUGGCAGCCGCCUGCAGCAGCAUCUACUUCACUAUGGACUCUACUCACCAGAUCCAUUUCCUGUACCAGUACUCUCUGCAGUUCUUCCUGGACAUUUACCACGCCGUCCUGUACGAGAACUCGCACCUCAACGGGGUGACGGACUACAUGGCUCGCCUCAACGUCAUCAUCAAGGACCUCUUCCAGGAGUCGUUUAAGCGCGUUGCCCGGGGCAUGCUGUUUAAGGACAGGAUCACCUUCGCGGUGCUGCUGGUGCGGAUCUUCCUGAAGGGCGUGAUGGACGAACCGACUGAGUACGACGCAGAGUUCCAGCAUCUUCUGCGGGGGAAGGAGACCGUCGUGAAGAGCCACGAGCUGCCCAUGGUCGAGGGGCUGGCCACAGAACAGCUGGAGAGCAUGAUGAGGCUGACCCACCUCCCGUCCUUCAGUAACCUGGCCGUGCGGGUGCAGGCUGAGGAUGGUUUCUCCUCAUGGGUGGAGUCCGUGACUCCGGAGGUUGACGUUCCUGUGCUCUGGGCUGAUGACGACAAGCUCACUAAGACGGGGCGUGACAUGCAGCGCCUGCUGGUGAUCCAGGCCUUCCGUCCGGACCGACUGAACGCCAUCACGCACAGGUUUGUGCAGACGGUGAUGGGAGACGCCUUCAUGCACUGUGCCGAGCAGGAGCUGGACCUGGCUGGGACAGUGGAGAAUGAGAUCAAGUCCAGCACGCCUCUGCUGCUGUGCUCCGUCCCCGGCUACGACGCGAGCGGACAUGUGGAGGAUGUGGCGGCCGAGCUGGGCAAGGGCCUGACUCCCAUCGCCAUCGGGUCCGCGGAAGGGUUCAGCCUGGCAGACAAGGCCAUCAACACAGCAACCAAGUCUGGAAGGUGGGUUCUGCUGAAGAACGUCCACCUGGCCCCCCAGUGGCUGGUGCAGCUGGAGAAGAAGCUCCACUCCCUCACGCCUCACCGAGACUUCCGACUCUUCCUCACCAUGGAAAUCAACCCCAAGGUGCCGGUGAAUCUGCUGAGAGCCGGGCGAGUGUUUGUGUUUGAGCCGCCGCCCGGCGUGAAAGCCAACCUGCUGGGAACAUUCAGCACCAUUCCUGCCGCACGCAUGUGCAAGGCGCCGGGUGAGCGAGCCCGUCUGUACUUCCUGCUGGCCUGGUUCCACGCCGUGGUGCAGGAGAGGCUGCGCUACGCCCCCCUCGGUUGGUCCAAGUGCUACGAGUUCAACGAGUCGGACCUGCGAUGCUCCUGCGACACGCUCGACACCUGGAUCGAGAUGGCUGCAAAGGGUCGUGCUAACCUGCCGCCAGACAAGGUGCCGUGGGACGCCCUGAGGAUCCUGCUGUCCCAGGCUAUCUACGGAGGCCGCGUGGACAACGAUUUUGAUCAGCGUCUGCUGAACGCCUUCCUGGACAAGCUGUUCACGGCACACAGCUUCGAGCGGGACUUCCAGCUGGUCAGCAAGGUGGACGGCAACAAGGACAUCAUCAUGCCGGAGGGCAUCCAUCGGGACCAGUUCCUGCAGUGGUCCGAGGGCCUGCCGGACAUGCAGACUCCCUCCUGGCUGGGCCUGCCCAACAAUGCGGAGAAAGUGCUGCUGACAACACAGGGUGCUGACAUGAUCAUCAACCUGCUGCGGAUGCAGAUGCUGGAGGAUGAUGAGGAUGUGAUGGAGGAGGGCCGACCUCGCGCCGGCAGCCGGAAGCGCGCCACCAGCAGCGGCGACGGGCGACCGGCAUGGAUGCGAACCCUGCUCAUGUCCACCUCCAACUGGCUAUCCCAGAUCCCUAAGAAUUUGUCUGUCCUACGUCGGACUGCAGAAAACAUCAAGGACCCUCUGUUCCGAUUCUUUGAACGUGAGGUGAACGCCGGCGCCCGACUGCUGAGGGAAGUCCGGACCAACCUGGAGAACGUGGUCCUGGUGUGCGAGGGGAAGAAGAAGCAGACCAACGAAGACAGGGAGCUCAUCAGCGUCCUGGCUAAAGGGAUGCUGCCACAGUCGUGGCGCCGAUACAAGGUUCCCGACGGCACGACGGUUAUCCAGUGGGUGAUCGACUUCGGGCAGCGCAUCAAGCAGCUGCACAAGAUCUCCCAAGCUACGGCCCAGGGCGGCGCCAAGGAACUCAAGAACCAGCAGAUCUGGCUGGGCGGCCUGUUUGUCCCUGAGGCGUUUAUCACAGCAACGCGUCAGUACGUGUCUCAGGCCAACAGCUGGUCUCUGGAGGAACUCGCCAUGGAGGUGCACAUCUCUGAUGGCAGUGGGAAAGACAUUCCGAGGGACGGCGGGACAUUCAUGGUCACAGGCCUGAAACUGCAGGGAGCGACGUGUAAGCAGAACACCCUGCAGCUGAGUAAGACCAUCUCCACCGAGCUGCCCAUCACAUGCCUGCGCUGGAUCAGGGCCCAAGGAGAUGUCCAGAAGUCACCAUCAUUGGUGACCCUGCCGGUGUAUCUGAACCAGACGCGUGCCGACCUGCUCUUUACGGUUGACCUGCAGACGGCCGGCAGCCGCUCGGGCGCAAACCACGGCUUCUACGAGCACGGCGUGGCCCUGCUCGCCGCAGAGUGGACAUAGACGGACUCUUAAAGUCAACUAAAAGUCAGAGCAUUUCUAAUCGACCAAAUGAAACAACCAAACACUGAUUUUAUUGGCUAGCUUACCGCUCAGUGUGCAAAGUAGACUGAGAUCAGACGAGUAUGUGUGUGCCAGUGGUGAAUGAUAGAGGGAGAGAGUAUAGAAGAGAAGGGAAAAGGAGUGAGUUUACAAAACAGAGGCUUCAGUAAGGUACUGAAGUCAGAAAUGAUAUUUGAGAAGUCAGGACUGUGAGAGAUUGUGUCAGUGCAGGGAAAAGUGUGAGUUGGAUGGAGGAAUGGUGCAGAAAAGACUGUGAGAGAGGAAGUGAUGUUGUUUAGAAGAAACGAUGUACUGGGAGACAGAAGAGUCUGAAGAUGAAGGAAUUAAGAAUUUACAUGUGGCACAUGACAUAUUUAGCUUUAUCAAGCAGAAGUUGCUGCGUGGUUUAUCUUUGCUGGAAAAUAGGUGUAGUAAAUAUCUUUGUUUUGAUCAAGAAAUUACGUAAACUUCAGACCUAUAAAAGUAGACAAUAGUGAUAUACCAGAGUGUUAAUGAUUGUGGUCAUAUUCAUACUAAGAGCUCUGAGGUUGAUGUGCAAAACUAUUGAACUGUUCAAGAUUGCCUUAUGAAUUGACUAGUGUGUUCCAAGAGUGUUUCAGAAAUAUAUUGGUGGUGUAGAGCCUAUUAAGAACGUUACAUUUAAUAGUGAACAUUAAAGGUGUGAUUAUAUAACAAGAA